UUUCGCUUCGCCGGGGCACUCCAGCUGAUCUUUGUUGUGAUGGCACUUUGCUGGGAUGGGCACUGAGCCCACCUGGGACAAGGCUGAAGAACCAGAUCCGUGGUUUGAUCCUGCCUAGCAAGUAAGCAAAGAGAAGAGGGAAGAAAAGAAAGAAGGAGACAAUAAAUCUGUGGCACGCUGGCUCAGCACCUUUCGCACCGUAAGCUUUGAACUGUGCACGCAGCUCGUGCCUUAUCUGCGCUUCACAUUCACAGCCAGCCAGUGCCCUCCUGUCAUUUGCCAGCCUGUCCUGCAACAAGUCAUUCUGGGAGCACUAUGAGUGCGAAAACCAGCUCUGGAGGUGAGGAAGAAGCCUCAGGGAUGAGGAAUGAGACCUUGGGAGAGGCCAAAAGGCGACAAGUGAUCCGUGUUGCCUACGUGAUUGCAGCCCUAGACCUGACCUUACUCUUCAUGCAGAUGGGAGUCAUGCCUUACUUGGCAAAGAGCCUAGGUUUGGACUCAGUAGGGUUUGGCUAUCUCCAGACCAUCUUUGGUGUCCUCCAGCUCGUGGGAGGUUAUGUUUUUGGCAGGUUUGCAGAUCAGUUUGGUGCCCGAGCAGCCUUAAUUCUCUCCUGUGCAUCUGGGAGCAUCUUCUUCCUGCUCAUGUCCCUCUCCACCAGCAUCCCCCUCCUCUUCCUCUCCAGGCUGCCUGGAGUGUUCAUGCAUGGGAUACCAGGUGCUCAGAAGGUUAUUACAGAUGUGACUACUCCUACCCAACGAGCUGGUGCUUUGGGGAAGCUGGGCCUUUGCUUUGGAGUGGGCAUCAUUGCUGGCUCUGCCAUGGGAGGUGUUCUGUCCACCAAAUUCGGCAUUUAUGUUCCUGCAUAUGUUGGGCUGGUGGGAAGUCUCAUCAACACCGUGAUAGCAAUGGUUUGGAUCCCUUCGCAGACUAAACCAAAGUCAGACCAUCACACGACAGAGCACAGCAGAUCACAGUCUGGCAGCUUGUUUAGCAUCAGAGAAAUCCUGCGCCUGAUGAAGUUCCCGGGAGUAAUGGAAGUUUUCAUAGUCAAGGUCUUUGCUGGACUUCCCAUAGGUUUGUUCAUGAUUAUGUUUUCCAUCAUCUCUAUGGAUUUCUUUGGCUUGGAAGCAGUGCAGUCUGGAUAUCUGAUGUCAUAUUUUGGUGUCCUUCAAAUGGUUGUCCAGGGUUUGGUGGUUGGGAAGCUGGCUAGUCACUGCACGGAGAUGACCCUGCUCAGACUCAGCGUCUUCGUCUUCGCCGGCGUGGGCCUGGGCAUGGCCCUGAUGAGGACUGUGUGGCACUACUGCAUCAUCGCCGUGCCGCUGGUGUUUGCCUUCAGCAUGCUGGCCACCAUCACCGACAGCAUCCUCACCAAGGCUGUGCCCUCCUCCGACACGGGUGCCAUGCUUGGGAUUUGUGCCUCAGUGCAGCCCUUGACCCGGACGGUGGGUCCAACCAUUGGUGGAGUUUUGUAUAAACAAUUUGGAGUCUCCUCCUUCGGCUAUUUACAGCUAAUGGUCAAUUUAGGUUUGUUUGUUUACCUCUUGAAGAGUAAAAUCCCUCUGGGAGAGAUGAAAAGCCAAUAAUGCAUUUGCAAGAAAAUAACCUCCUUAUUUUUUCCCUAGAAAUAAAUUCUUGAGUUUUAUUUUUGAUUCUGUA
Messenger RNA from Ficedula albicollis (Collared flycatcher), 1660 nucleotides. RefSeq names its product solute carrier family 22 member 18 (gene SLC67A1). The coding region runs from base 316 to 1587 and encodes 423 amino acids. Gene Ontology annotation, biological process: transmembrane transport. Gene Ontology annotation, molecular function: transmembrane transporter activity. The record is from RefSeq and is a predicted model, not a curated record. Lineage: Eukaryota; Metazoa; Chordata; Aves; Passeriformes; Muscicapidae. The transcript is spliced from 10 exons.